CACCAUAACAAGUUUGGACACCCCCAAAAAAUCUAAAAUUUCAGUUUGCCUCACUUCAAACAAGAAGAUAAGUUUCUUGUAAGUUGAGUUUUUAUUGAAUCAUCGGAUAAGUUUACACAUUUUCUUUUUGAUUUGUUUUGAAUCGGUAUUUGUUUUGAGUCAAUGAAGUCAUAGAAAGGUGAUCUUCAACACCCGUCACCUCCGUCGCUGCUCGACAAAAAGAGUAUCAGGUCGGAUCCACUUCUAUGACGCAUGGCUGAUAGUCGUUCCAGCAUUAUCUCCGAGUUUCCAGGAUGGUGAGGAUUCGCGACACGCCUGCAUGGAGGAUGUACAUGAGGUUGGCUUCACCGGUUUUCACUGGCGCACCUGGCGAGGAUGCCUACAAGUUUAUUGUAAGUAUGCACGAGAUACUUCACACGGCAGGGAUUACUGAUACUCUCAGAUUCUACUAUGUUACCCAUCGAUUUCGUGGCGGCGCGAAGGCAUGGUGGAGAGACAACCUUGCUAGCAGACAAGCAGGUGCGCAUCCACUUACUUGGGAGCAGUUUUAUGGGGUGUUUUUGGCGAGGUACGUGCCUUGUUCGCAGAGGGAUGAGCGCCGAGGUCAGCUCUUCGAUCUCCGUCAGAAGGGCAUGCUAGUUGCUACCUAUGCAUUAUCCUUCUCCUACUUGGACCGUCACUCCUACCCCUUGAUUCCGACGGAGACCGGCAGGAUCUGGUGGUUAAUUAGUGGGCUAGAUGGUUCUCUGCAGCUGCCCUGUGUCCAGCUUGAGGAUAAGGGCACUUCAUUCCAGGCCAUUGUUGACUGUGCAGCGACAGUUGAGGCCGCAGGGGCUAGAGCAGCUAGGCCCCAGGUAGAGAUCCUUGAUGCAGCGAUAGAAGGUAUUAUUUCUAUUCGGGGUCAGUCUGCUACUAUAUUGUGA
Molecule: messenger RNA, 923 nt
Organism: Lycium barbarum (goji berry)
Lineage: Eukaryota; Viridiplantae; Streptophyta; Magnoliopsida; Solanales; Solanaceae
Exons: 3
Coding region: 294-923 (209 amino acids)
Source: RefSeq, a predicted model, not a curated record